UCCACUUUUAUCACAUUCUGAGUUGAAUAGCCGUGUAAUAGACUUUUGAAAUCCGCGUAUAAAAGUACCAGAACAGUAUAACGCCAUUAAAAAAAAAUCCGUUUUUCUUUUUUCCUCCAUUACAAAACUGCAAUAUCCCAAACUGAAAAUUUGGCGGGCUUCAUUCAAAAAAGGGAAACGAAAAGUACAAAGCUUUGGUUUCAACUCCCUCCAUUUAAAUCAAAUUUUUUCAAUUCAAAAACCCAUUUCAUUUGUUCUUCCAACAGGCUUUGCCUGUUCCAUAAAUUUGCCUUCCCGUCUGCAGGCAAUUUUUUUUCUCUUUUUCCUUUGUAGGGCACUUUGACGAAUUCAAUGGAACGAGAUGCGUUGACUGUGGCAUUAGAGGAAGAAGAGCCGCUCUGCGAGGUUUUGCCGGCGUCUCUGCACAGCCCAAAGGCUUCUCCGGUGGGGUUGUUGGCUUAUUAUCCUUGGUGGCCGGAGCAGGACGAAGUAAAUUCUAAGGAUGCUCAACAAGACGACGAUGGUGAUAUUCGCACGGCUUUUAGGGUUUUAAGUACAAAUGAUGAGGAUGAUUUGAAUGUGGGUGCAGGGCUCAGGAACCUGGGGAACACUUGUUUUCUCAAUGCAGUUGUGCAGUGUCUAACAUACACUCCACCUCUGGUCAGUCACCUUAAGAAUACUCACCAUUCAACUCCAUGUGAACAUGAAGGAUUCUGUGCAUUCUGUGCAAUGAGGGAACAUGUAAAUACAGUAUUGUCAUCAUCUGGGCGAAUUGUUGAGCCUUCACACCUGGUUGAUAAUCUAAGCAACUUAUCAUCUUCAUUUGAGAAAUAUCAACAAGAAGAUGCACAUGAAUAUAUGCACUGUUUGCUAGAAGCUCUACAUAAAAGUACAUUAUCUCCAAAGGCUGCUCAAGCAUGCUUGCUUUUGCAAGGUGAUAGCUUUGUGAAGGAAUUGUUUGGUGGUCGUUUAAGAAGCCAGAUAAAAUGUGUGGAAUGCUCACACUGCUCUGACAGUUUCGAGCCACUGAUUGAUCUAAGUCUGGAAAUCAACAAUUCAGAUUCACUAAUUGAAGCAUUAGACUCCUUUACUGCAGUGGAAACCAUUGAGUGUGAUGACAAAUAUCAGUGUGAGAAAUGUAAGCUUGGAAAGUCUGUAUACAAACAGCUGACAAUUGACAGGGCACCUAAGGUCCUCUCAAUCCAACUGAAGCGCUUUACCAAUACCGGAACUGUUGGGACCAAAAUACUUAAAGAUGUGUCAUUCCCUCAAAUCUUGGAUUUGAAGCCAUAUGUUAAUAAUGGGCAGGAUCUGCAGGGAGAUUUGAAAUAUGAAUUAUAUGGUGUACUUGUUCACUCUGGAUGGACAAUGAAUUUUGGUCAUUACUACAGCUUUGCCCAAACCUCACCUGAUGUCUGGCACAAGCUGGAUGAUUCGCAGGUGAGGGUUGUUGACAUAGGCACUGUGCUCCAGCAACAGGCAUAUAUUUUAUUCUACUUUAGACAAGGAGCUGAAUGGUUUCAAGGUUCAGCAACAAAAAUCUCAAAGCAUUUGUCAGUAGAAUCUCCAAAAUCUGUACUGGAUGAUUCUAAUGCCAAUGAUGAUUCCGAUUCCUUGACAGAUAAGGAGUCUCCUAGAACAAUGUCAGAUAUUCAGAAGGGUCAUGAUUCUCUUGGAACAAUUUAUGACAGACAAAACAGCCUGAAAGAGGAAAACAGCAUGGUUACUCCCGGCUUUAUAUUUAAAGCUACAGAAAGUCUGAAGCAGGAGAAUAUGUGUGAGGCCAAUGAGCUUCUCUCUGGUGCAAUGGACUUGCCAGGCAAACCAAUCAAUGUAGUUGUAUCUGGUGAGAAAGAAGCUGCAAAGAUACCGCUGGUCCCUAUAAGUUCACCAUCAGCCGAGGGAACAUCUAUUGCAAAUUGUUCAUGUUUAUCAGGCAAGGAAAAAACCACCACAGAUCCAGUUUUGGGUUUUCAAGAAAUGCAACAAGAUGAACAAACACCUAAGCAUUUAAGGAAUAUGGUGGCAGAGGGUAGUGAGGACAUGCCAAAAUAUUCAAAGAAAACCAAAGUAAUGGGAGAUGAAGGAUUGCCAAAGUCUUCAACUAAAAUCAAGCCACAGGGAGAUGUGGAAGUACCAAAGCACUCAAGGAAAUUCAGUAUUGACAAUGUGAUCAGUUCGGACAUGAAGUGUUCACAAGGUACGCCAAAUUCUAUUAAAAAAGUAUUGAACAAUAUGCCUGGUGAUCGACGUGCCUGCUUAUUGCAGUUUGUUCAAUCUAACAAUAAUUCAUUUCAAACUGCAAAGAAAGAAAAUACUACUCCGCAUAGCAGGAAAAAAAGGAAUUCCCCACUUAAGGAUUCUGUCAGGGGUAAAAGACAGAAGCACAAUGUGGUUCAGGACAAAAGUAGUCCUAGAGCCAGAAGUUCUAAUGCUGCUGGUUCCUCUGUAAAUUUCAGUCAGGACUCACAAGAGAAACAUGAAAACCUUAUUACUCUAGAAAAUGAUCCAUACAUCUUUGGGGAUGAAAUUGAACAAAUAAAUCAGUAUCUAUGCAGAACAAGUGAAGUGAGAUCAAACAGUAAACUAGACACGUCAUCUUUAUGUACCCCUACAAAGUAUAAAAAGCCUAUACACCAAAAGGUAAACAUGCAGAGACCUAAGCCACUAAAGGGUUGAUUUUUGGACGGUGAUGGGUUUACUUGAUCGGACCCACAAAAUCCCAUUUGUGGAAUUGUUUUUCUGGAGUUGUAACUGAUACAGCCAAGCAUAGAAUUUCUGCUACUGAAGCUGGUGAUGGUUUGUGUUGUUCACUUCCACAUGGAAUUCAGACCUUUCCAUCCUUUGCCGUCUCUUCUAUUUGAGGCAUUUGUAAAUUGUAAUUUGAAAUUUGUUAUUGUUUCUCAAGCCUGAUACUAAUUAUUACGUGAAACAAACCAAUGAUGCUCUACUAGCAGCUGAAUUUAGUAAGGUACGUCUGUUUGGCACAAAAGAAUACUUUAACAGCCUUAUACUGAGGAAGCAGCUGUGCCAAUCUUUUUAUCAAUAAGGGAGCAGUUUUGCAAUUGUAGACUAUCUUUACUUUGUAAUUUUUGUAGCCACCAAUUUGGAGGAAUGAUCCUCGAUCUUCAUCUUACAAUAAAACAUACAUUUGAGAUGAUCUACCAUAAGAGUGGGGACCAAUGUGAAAAUCUGAGUGCUACAUUACAAUUUCCCAUAAAUGUUGCCGUGUCCAAUUUUUGUAAGAAGAUAUCAAACAAUCAGAAUCCUUAUUCAAAAUUGAUGAAUUUCAAGGCCUUGGUUGCUUUGAUGCUUUUUAAGGU
This is a messenger RNA of Cryptomeria japonica (Japanese cedar), 3323 nucleotides long. RefSeq lists its product as uncharacterized. Gene Ontology annotation, cellular component: cytosol; nucleus. Gene Ontology annotation, molecular function: cysteine-type deubiquitinase activity; cysteine-type endopeptidase activity. The transcript has 8 exons. Gene Ontology annotation, biological process: protein deubiquitination. Bases 352 to 2679 code for a protein of 775 amino acids. Lineage: Eukaryota; Viridiplantae; Streptophyta; Pinopsida; Cupressales; Cupressaceae. The record is from RefSeq and is a predicted model, not a curated record.